Molecule: messenger RNA, 5554 nt
Organism: Lytechinus variegatus (green sea urchin)
Lineage: Eukaryota; Metazoa; Echinodermata; Echinoidea; Temnopleuroida; Toxopneustidae
Product: mitogen-activated protein kinase 3-like
Exons: 8
Coding region: 16-1017 (333 amino acids)
Biological process (GO): protein phosphorylation; intracellular signal transduction
Cellular component (GO): cytoplasm; nucleus
Molecular function (GO): ATP binding; MAP kinase activity
Source: RefSeq, a predicted model, not a curated record
GCUUCUCAUAUAUGAAUGUUUUCUUUCUCUGUUUUGUUUUUCCAUUGCAGUAGUGCAGUUGACACAUUGAAAGGUGAUAAGGUGGCCAUCAAGAAAAUCAGUCCAUUUGAGCACCAGACAUACUGCCAAAGAACUCUGAGAGAGAUCAAAAUACUUACACGCUUCUCUCAUGAAAAUAUCAUCGAUAUCAAAGAUAUUAUCAAAGCAGACACAGUUGAUUCCAUGAGAGAUGUAUAUAUUGUGCAAACUCUGAUGGAAACAGAUUUGUACAAGCUGCUGAAGGCCCAGCCAUUGAGUAAUGAACACAUCUGCUACUUCCUCUAUCAGAUCCUCCGAGGGCUCAAGUAUAUCCACUCAGCUAAUGUUCUUCAUAGGGACCUCAAACCAAGCAACCUGCUCCUCAAUACUACUUGUGAUCUUAAGAUCUGCGACUUUGGUCUCGCACGAAUAGCAGAUCCUGGCCAUGACCAUACUGGUUUCUUGACGGAAUACGUAGCAACGCGAUGGUACCGUGCACCAGAGAUCAUGCUGAAUUCCAAAGGUUACACCAAGUCCAUUGAUAUCUGGUCUGUAGGUUGCAUUUUGGCAGAGAUGGUGAGCCAGAGACCCAUCUUUCCUGGAAAACACUAUCUAGAUCAGCUGAACCACAUCCUUGGAAUUAUAGGUACACCAACCCCAGAUGACCUGAAAUGCAUCAUCAAUGUGAAGGCUAGAUCAUACCUUCAAGGAUUGCCCAUUAAGGAAAAAGUCCCCUUUGGAGUUAUGUACCCCAAAGCAUGUAAAAAAGCUGUUGAUUUGCUGGAUAAGAUGUUGUCAUUUAACCCUGACAAGAGGAUAACUGUUGAGCAAGCUCUAGCACACCCCUACUUGGAGCAAUACUAUGACCCAGAAGAUGAGCCUGUGAAAGAAGAACCAUUCACGUUUGCCACAGAGCUGGAUGACUUACCAAAAGAAAAACUGAAGGAGAUGAUCUUUGAAGAAGCCAGUAAAUUCAAUCCACCACCAAAAUCCCAAUGAUAGCGGAAAUUUGACACGUGGAACCUUCCUGACAACUGCCGUAAAGUACAGAGGGGACAACAAAUGGACAGAUUGAUCGAGAGGGAGAGGAAAGGGCAGAGAUAUUUGUAUAUUACAGUAUAUAUUUUUCCCUCUAGGUUGGUGUAGUGUAGUUAAAGCAGUGGCUAAAAUUUGACCAUGUUUUAUGAGAGUAUAUCUUCAACUCUGUGUAGGUUCAGUGGUAAGGGUUUUCAAAUGGGGACUCUUAAUGAUAGUAUUAUGAGUUAUUUGAGAACUGUUUAAAGGAGGCAAUGUACAAGACAGGAGCGAAUGUUGAAAAUCACCAAGAAUUUUUUUAGGGGGAUGAAAUUCCAUGAAUACUUAUCAGACAUGAACCCAUAAUCUGGAAAUAAUUACUAAUGCUCGUACAUUUGAAUUGAUUCUUUGAGUGUGUAAUGGGAGUGAAUGAUUUUUAGAGUCUCAUCUGAAAGUGAAUUUCUAAUUUACAAUUUCCACAUUAGGCAAAUAUACACAUCGAUAUAUUGGUGUCACCAUAUGAAAAUUGUUAGAGAGGGCCCUUAAAGUUCGCAAUUUGUUAUUUAUUUCCACUGCUUCUCGAUGGUCUAUGGGGUCGAGCUGAAUAGGUUAAGAAAGUAAGGAAGAUGAUUUGCAUGAAUGAUUUAUGAUUGUAUAGUUAUGGAUGAUUCUAAAUUUAAAGGAGAAGAGGGUGUGUCUUGCAUAUUUGUACAUGCUCUUGAAAUCAUGCAUAUAUAAUCUAAUGUACAAAGUUUAUAAUGUUUAUACGUAAAAUAGAGAAACAUUGAUGAUUAUAUCAACAGAUGUUAUACAAAAAUGUGAAUUAGAUGAUCAUGUUUGUGUAACGUUUUUAUUGUUGAUGUACAUGUAUUGUACUUUUUAUUCUUGAAGUAUAUGUAUUUAAAUGCAUGAAUUUGUCUUGAGGGAAAUCUAGUUGAAAAAUAUGUGAUCAUGUAUUAUAGUGGCAUGGUAUUUCUGUGCAUGUUGGUGAACAAAAUGCAUUUUGAAGCUAACCUGGUUGGCAAUAGUGCCAUAUCCAACAAUAUGAAAUUACAGUCCUCUAUUAUAAUAAAAUGCUCUUGUGAAGCAGAUUUGCUUUUAGUGGCAUUUGUAUUGAACAGCCCUUGAUUUGAGAUAACUGUACUAUCCAUUAGUUAGGAGGCACGAUAGCUCAGUCGGUAGAGCGGGGGAUUCGUAUUCCGGUGACCCGGGUUUGAUUCCCACUUGGUGCGCUAGUGCCCUUUGGUAGGGCAUUAAUCCUCAGUACCAGGUCCCUCGGAGAGGACCUUAAGCCGUCGGUCCUCUGGUUGCUUGCUUACAAGCAUUCAUGCUUUCUUAGCAGUCAGGUAAAAAAUCACCACCACCACAAUAUUAUGGUCGUGCGGACCCCUAUUGUUAGUGUUAAUAUAUCACAAUAGAAGUCUAUGUAUGAAAGACAUCCACAGUGAACCCUGCAUUCAAGCAUUGAUAUUAUAUAUGUCACAUGAUUGUACAUAUAUGGCCAUUCAUUUUGGGUUAUUUCAAGCUAUUCGAGUUUGAAUUUUUGCUCAGAAUUCCACCCAUAAGGUUGAUAAACAUUACUGCCAAAUGAUAUUGCUGAAGACAUUUUAAAAACAUACAUCCAUCAUAUUCUAUAAGAGGUUACUUGAUCUUAAUCAUAUACCUCCAUAUUGUACACUAUGUCUAUGAGAGAGGAAAUAAGAAUUUUAACAAAUGAGGCUUUGUUUCAUGGACAAUUUUGUUUCCUAGAUGUUUUUAUAAUUCCUUAUUAACGUCUACAUUUAGAAGUAUUAUUCAUUUCUCUAAUCCUGCUAUUCGACCUUGCUGGAUAACCGUAAUCAGGGGGGCGUUUCAUGAAAGGACUUGUCGGAUGUUUUAUCCGACAAGUCCCAUUUUAUCCAACAGUUACCAUAGGAACAGUGCCUCUCAGCCAAUCAAAAUCAUGGAAAAAUGUCAGAUCUGACAACUUGUUGGAUGAGGAUAUUGAUGAAAAGCUCCCCUGAAGAUAUUUGAUGGCCCACAGCAUAUUAUUUAGAAGUAAAAUUUGUCAUGGUGAUGUGAAAACACCUGCAGCACCUCUUAUUAAUUCAUUGCUUUGGAUUCAUGACCUUUGAUCAUGUGUGCAUAUUGCGGGCAUUUCUUUGUGAUGGGAAGUACAGAAAUGUGCUAAAGUUAUUUUUGGCUGCAAGCAAUCACUUAUGGGACAUUCAUAGUCAUUUUAUUGAACUGACUUAAAUGAGAAACAAGAUAAGGACAAAAAAUGUUUAUAUUUCCCUUGGCUUUGCCAGCACUGUAUUACCUGUAAGUUACAAGUGAAAGUAAACUUUUAUCAUUCUCUAUCACUCUGAAAAGUUAGGGAUAGGAUAGUGUGAACUGUGAACCAUUUCCCCAUGUAUAUAUGUCCGCCAGAGCUUCGCACCUGUUGGAAGAUUUCCUUGAUAUGGGAGUAGAAUAUGUUUCCCAUGUAUAUUGGAGUAGAAUAUGUUUCCCAUGUAUAUUGGAGUAUGAUGAGGAGAGGUGUUAACUCUCCUAUUUACGAGUCUUGAAAUGAUUUGUAAGCAACUCAAGUAAUGUAAAAUAUUAGUUUUCUGGUGUCCUUGCUGUAGAAUGUAUGAUAAGGGAUAUGGAUGAUACAGUAGGGAUAUCAUCAGAGAUAAGGCCAUUGCAUCACAUUUCCAAUGUUAAUUUGCUGCAGGAUAAUCAAGGAUGACUUUGAUAUUGUAAAAAAAGGUAUAUUCCUUAUUUAGAGAUUUGUAAAUUGAAUGAAAGUUUGUCAUUCCAAGUGAUUUCUGUAACAAAUAAAGUGUAUAUUUUCUAUUAAUCACAUGUAAAUCUUUAUCAUGGAGCUAUGUGUUACAUAUGUAAGUGUGAAUUGACACUGUUAAUGAUAGUGCACAACUUUUUUUCCGCCUGUACAGAAUAAAUAAGACUCUUAUAGAAUAUUCUUUACCGAAACAAUCAUGACAUUUUACUUCUUAACAGUAGAUGAGGCUAAGAUUGUACAUUUUUAAUCAUGAAAUGUUCUCUUUGCCCAUAAUACAUUUCUUGACAACCUUGGAGAGAAGAAAUCUGUGGAUUCUAGUCCUAAACAAUUCCCUUUUUAUUGUUAAGUGUUGUUUUUCAUGACAUUUAGACCUUGAGAUUGCCGGAACAAGGGAACAAUGUUGACAAAUUCUUAAAUCUCUGUCCCCAAGGCAAUUCCAAGAGAGAGGUAUUUGACUAUUGUAUCGUAAUUUCGUCUUAUUAAGUCAUUGUUAACUCCAUAUUAAUAGAGAGAAGCCACACUGCUCUCCAAAAACUAAUAAAUUAGUGAUAUUGAUGGGGCAAAGGAGCACUAUGCCAUAUCCAUGGUUCUAUUUUUGACGCAGGGCAGGUCAAUCACAACACACAAUACAUUAAUAUUACUCUGUGACUCGCAACCUUCUACCUUGUGCUCAGCAGGUAUGUCAAUCUGCUUGUUAGGCAUGAGUUAAUAUGAUUUCAUUAUUGACAUAUGCUCAUCGGGUGAAUCUUUCAAAUCAUUUAUGCAUCUUACAAAAUCUAUUCUGUUCAGUACCAGUCCUGGAGAUGUAACUGAGCUCUCAAUUUGCAUGUUCACUUGUCAAUUGCAAUGAAAGCAGUGAACAUAGCCGAGAGAGUGAACUCAAUAUCUUCAAAUGAAUAACUCAAAUUUCCACAAAGAAUCAACAGAUUUAAAAAAUAUAAUGGUCACUACACUGUUAUAGAAUGUCAGCUGGUACUUUAAUAAAGCUUUUAAAAAGGCUUUGAAUGGAUCUCCUUGACCCUGUCAAGUUUUCCCAAUAUCUUAUCUAUUGGGUGUGCAUUGGGAAGGUGAAGAGCUGACAUCAUUUUGGUAUUGUCAUAGUAACAAUUACUUCGCCCCAAUAAGACUGGUGAAGACUCACCUAUAUAUGUCCCUUCUUACAUCUUGUCUUGUGAAUCACAAACAAGUUCAUGCAAUUAGGAAAACAAAAACACUACUGAACUGUGAUAUAUGCAUGUGGUAGCUCUUCUAUAAAAGUUCACUUUAUUUUUCUGUAUUCCAAAGACUAAAAACAAUAGGAAGUUAAUAUUGUAAGAUAUAUUGCAAGAUUUUUAUUGAUCCUUUAGAGAUAUGACUUGCUUAUGAAAAUAUAUAUAUGAGUAUAUGUUUGUGCAAAGUAUGUGACACUUUCCAUGACAAAUAGAUUAUGCAGCAAAAAAUUUAGAAAGAAAAAAAGUUAUAUGAGUGUCUUGUAAAACUAUUACAAUAUAUCCUUUACGCAUGUGUAUAGUUUGGUUGCCAACUUUGUUCACUAUGUGAAUUUGAUGUCGUUUUCAACUUUUGUUAUACAGAAUUUAUAAUAUUAUAAUAAUGUAAUUGGGAUAAUUCAUGCCAGCAUGCCGCAGCAUAAACAUUGUAGUGUUAUGAUCUUAGAUGCAGAGGCAAAAAAAAAGAACAGAUAAUUUAAUAUUGAAGGAACUUCUGACAAAUUAUUAUAGCUUCAAAUUCACAAUAAAUGUACAGUACUUCACAAAAUAA